UCAAUGUCGUGUGAGCACAUCAGUACAAAAAUAUAUUAGGUUUAAAUAUAUUAAAGUGUUAAUAGUAAAGUAGAAAAAAAUUGUUACUGGUUGUACUAUGGGUUCAACUAGUUACAACAGUAAGUCUAAAGGGUACAGAGUAAAAAGUGGAUCCAGUGUUGGCUCAGAUAAGGAGAUGAAUGGAAAGUUGAAGCGCUCCAAAAUUAGACGACCAAAGAUGGAAUACGGGAGCAAAAGGAUACCAGAUUAUACUGAACUGGCUUACAAAGAGGCCGUCUCGAAACUCAGAUAUUUCUUAUCUGGGAGUGCACCGAGUGUACGUAGUUAUGGCGGUUCAGCAUCAAUCAAGAACCUGGAGGAAUCCGACGGGGACUUAGACAAAAAGUAUUCAGUUUACAGCGGCUUAAACGAGUAUAAGCCGCGGCCACGACUCACAACUAAAUAUACCACAUUGUAUGCUGAUAGUUUGAAUAACUAUACACCGAAAGUUACUUCUACUCCACAACCAGUACCGCAAGCUCCGCCUGCCGAUCUCUCCGGCGGCACCAACCCUGAUGUCGUCAACUUCAUACAGAAGCAAGAGGAGUACAUCGAACAACUGGAACGUGAGAGUCAAUAUUGCAGGGAUGAACUGAACAACCUCUUAGGUAAGGUGAAAGAGGUGAUAUCAGAGAACGAGCACUUGCACGAGGCGCAGAAGAACAAGAUCAUAUCGCGCAUGUUCCACUACGAUUCAGAGACGGACGAACUGGACGACGUCGGGGACAGCACCGGGUUGGACAGUGAUAAUAAGGCAACUCCAUCUAAGUCCCGUCGCGCUAAACCACGCACCACAAAGUUGGAAGGACCAAACAUUGUGUUUGAAUCACGGAUCGCGGAAUUAGAAGCCCAACUGACGCAAGCAAAGAUUGAUCUCAAGAAAGUACAGGACGAAAAUAAUGAGAACAAACGGAAGCUGGCCUCUGGUCUCGUCGAUUCCACUUGUCUCGACGGAUUCAAGAGACAGAUUGAUAAUUUGCAAAGAGAUAAAUCAGCGUUGGAAGGUCAGAUCGCCAAGUUGAAAACGAGCAUGGAGCAGAAGGAGAGCGACGGCGAGGGUCGCUACAAGCGGUCCGACGUGGUGGAACACCAGCUCAGAGAGGAGAGGAACAACUUGGAAGCUGAAGUGCGACGGUUGAAGGAUGAUUUAGCUAAAGAGAGAAGCAAGAUACGGGAGUUGGCAGGCGAGGGAGCAAGACGGGCGAUACAGGAGCGCAAUUCAGCAGAACAGCGCUAUAAUGCACAUUUUGAUGAACUCCAACAUGAUCUAGCUGCGCAGUAUGACAAUGUCGCCAAGUUACAGCUGGACUUGGAUCGUCAGCGUCGUGAAGAAAGCGAUCUAAAACGAGAGCUAUCAAUGAAGAACGCGAACAUAGAAGAACUUAAAAUGGAACUUAAAAACAAAACAGCAACACUGCAAGCAGAUUUGGCCCAAGCUCAUGCAGAGAAAGCAUCUCUUGAAGAGGAAUUAGCCAACGCACGUCUAGCUAUAGAGCGUCAGCAGAGACAGGCGAAGCACGAGACCAAUAGACUCAAUUCCGAGAUUCAAUCACUCCGUCAGCGUCUAGACCGCGCUGAUGCUGAUUUGGUACAUUCUCGCCGUGAGAACUUACGUCUCUCUGAACAAAUCUCAACACUGGAAAAGGAGUUAAAUAUGAAAAGUUUGACACCGAUAUCUCCGGAGAAGAAUAAGAAGGAACUAUCGACAAUGCUGGAGUCCAUGGAAAAUAAACAUGCUAAAACCGUGGCUGAGUUGGAGACCAUGAUUCAAUCGCAAAACAGUCUGAUGGAGAAACUCACCGGCGAAUGUCGUUUGCUAACAGACAAGCUCGACGACGCAAAUCGUAGGCACAAGGAAGAACUGGCAACUCUGCAGCGUCAAGUAGAGAUGCUCGGUCGCUCGCUGCGAACGAAUGUCACGCCUGCACCUAGCAAUUAUCAAGCACCUUCCCCGCACACUACCACAACCAACCGGACUGCACCACAUACCACAUCCGAUACCCGACGAAACAAUACCGGAGAUGACUCCACCGGACACACCACGCUCCAACAACAGCCGGCUCAGCAACCGGACAGACUUGUCAGUGAUAACGACCAAACAACAAGAGUGAACGAAGACAGUCAGCAUAUUAUUAAAGAAGAUGCACAAAAUGCACAACCAAACGCACAGGAAGAAAUAAACAUUCAUCAACAAAUAAACCCAGUUAUCAAACAUCAAACAAACGAAGAAAUUGAAAACACAAAUGAACAAAUCGACCAACCUGAAGAAGUACAUGAACAACCAGAAAAUCAGAAUUUCACAGAUGAAAAUUAUGAACAAUACGAUCAGAAUUAUGAACAAACUCAAGCUAAUACAGAAUAUCAUCAAGAAGAGUAUGAAGAAAAACUAAACCAAAACGAACAGAAUUUAGAUCAAACUUAUGUAGAGCCCCAGUAUGAAAAUUACGAACAAUAUCCACAACAGUACGAAACAAAUGCACAGUACGACAACCAGUAUGAAAAUUAUCCAGCAGGGGAUAACUAUCAAGAGGAAAAUUAUGAAGAUCAGCAAUAUGCUCAAGAAUAUCCUACAGAAUAUGAGGAAGUUAAUCCUCAAGAAGCAACAAUAGAUUCAAAUCUUGUACAAGAAGAAGUACCAGAAAAUAUUUCCAAACAACCAGAAUUUACAUCACAAGAACAAGACGAUUCUGAAAGCAAAGGUAGUCCAACUAGAACUGAAGUUAAUAAAAGUUAGCAAUUGAUUUAGUUUGAGUUAAUUUCAUUUG
Molecule: messenger RNA, 2804 nt
Organism: Papilio machaon (common yellow swallowtail)
Lineage: Eukaryota; Metazoa; Arthropoda; Insecta; Lepidoptera; Papilionidae
Product: serologically defined colon cancer antigen 8 homolog
Exons: 16
Coding region: 98-2773 (891 amino acids)
Biological process (GO): establishment of cell polarity; centrosome cycle; neuron migration
Cellular component (GO): centriole; centrosome
Source: RefSeq, a predicted model, not a curated record